AUGGAUAUGGUGGCUUCUGAUAACGUGUAUGCCCCUCUCUAUGCACCAUUCUUUGGUUUUGCAGGCUGUGCUUUAGCAAUGAUUCUGUCAUGUUUGGGUGCAGCCAUCGGUACAGCAAAAUCUGGUAUAGGUAUUGCAGGUAUAGGUACAUUCAAGCCAGAACUUAUAAUGAAAUCUUUGAUUCCGGUUGUUAUGAGUGGUAUUUUGGCCAUUUACGGGCUUGUGGUAGCUGUACUUAUCGCAGGUAAUUUAUCCCCUACUGAAGAGUAUACGUUGUUUAACGGUUUUAUGCAUCUAAGCUGCGGGUUGUGUGUAGGAUUUGCAUGCCUAAGCAGCGGCUAUGCCAUUGGUAUUGUCGGCGAUGUGGGUGUUAGAAAGUAUAUGCAUCAGCCAAGAUUGUUUGUCGGUAUUGUUUUAAUCCUUAUCUUUUCUGAAGUCUUGGGACUUUACGGUAUGAUUAUUGCUCUGAUAUUAAAUACCAAAGGAUCAGAAUAA
Messenger RNA from Nakaseomyces glabratus, 495 nucleotides. It is a transcript of the gene VMA11, whose product is annotated as H(+)-transporting V0 sector ATPase subunit c'. Gene Ontology annotation, biological process: proton transmembrane transport. Lineage: Eukaryota; Fungi; Ascomycota; Saccharomycetes; Saccharomycetales; Saccharomycetaceae. The record is from RefSeq and is a predicted model, not a curated record. Gene Ontology annotation, cellular component: proton-transporting V-type ATPase, V0 domain; membrane. Gene Ontology annotation, molecular function: proton-transporting ATPase activity, rotational mechanism.